AUGAGGACCCUGCUACUUACAACCGUGCUGCUGGUGCUGCUCUGUAGCACACAAGGUGAGCAAACUUAAUAAAUAUAGACUGGUUUAUAAAUACGUUUCUUUGAAAUCACUGCAAUGAUAGGUGCAAGUCUUGGUUGAGGUGUGCUUUAAAAAAAGAUAUAUAUUUCAGGUCCAGGGCAAAAUGAUUGAUAUGUAGCCUAUGUUGCAUUAUGUUGUUGAACUAUGUUUGUCAGUGAAGGAUCUUCAGUAACUUAGUAAAGGAAUGAAAAUACUCACCCUCCUCUUCAUAGACUUACAACUAACUUUCUCAUAACCAAUUAAUUUAUUUCAUAAGCUAAUGAUGAUCCACACUUUAAGAAUCCUAUCAUCACUUCUGCUCUAAAUGUCAAUUUCUCCACAGUGCUCACACUCAGGUGCUACACCUGUGAUGAGGCUGAUGCUGACUGCAAGCAAGAGACAGAAUGUCCACCAUCGAGCAUGUACUGCAGAACUGUGGUGACUGGUAAAUAUUCCACUUGUCUUCUUUCAUUCAGGUCUUUCAAUCUCUAUCAAUAAUAUGUAUGUAUUAUUAAUCAACUGAGUGCAAUAAUCAUCUGUAAAUUGCUCAAACAUUUUCUACUUCCUUAUUUUCCUUCACAGCGGACACAGUGACUCGUACCUGUGAGGAGAUAUGUGCCUCGGGUGUCAACGUCUAUUGUUGCCAGGGAGACCUGUGUGAGAACUGA
This is a messenger RNA of Coregonus sp. 'balchen', 725 nucleotides long. The record is from the annotation of a GenBank genome assembly. Lineage: Eukaryota; Metazoa; Chordata; Actinopteri; Salmoniformes; Salmonidae.